UUGGCGGAGCAGGACUCGCACCCGGCGCUGCGCUCCGUCUGUCUGUCCAUCGGAGGAGGAUGAUCCGGGCGUUCUCGUUCCCCGCCAGCCCGGAGCGGAGCCGGCUCCGCGGCUGGCUGGAGGGCACCUUGGCCGGCUUGUGCGAGCUGCAUCUGCUCCGCGAGCGCCAGGAGCGCCGUGUCCGGCAGGCGCUGCGCCUCGCCGCCGAAUCCCCGAGCAAGCAGGGCGAUGUCGAGGCUGGAGGCGGCGACGCGGCUCCGGAGGACCAGCUGGAUGCCCUGCCUGGAUUGAUGUGGGAGCUGGAACAGCAACUGGGGCUGCUGAGACUAUACCCUGAGAAGACCUGCGGGGAGGCAGGCGAGACAGACAGCUGGCCCAGUUCAGGUUUCUACGAGGGGGCACAGUCGGCGGUGGCCUCCGAUUCUCCUGCCUCUGGGUUUGGGGAUUCCUCUUCCGGCUUCCCGUCAGCCUCAGGGUCCUACUCCCGGAUCGGCCGACCUGAGUCCCGUCUGGGCUACGCCAAUGAGCGCCCCAAGUCUGUGGGCGAUGUGGGUAACAGCAGCAAAGAUGGGCCCCAUCGGAGCACAGUGCCCCGCUCCUUCUCUGCCCCCUACUCCAGUUCCUACGACUACGCCGAGGAGCCCGCUGGCUACCCACCAGACCCUUUCCUGUACCCCAGCCCUCUCCAUGCCGUGGCCCUGCAGAACCCCUUGCUGCGGAGCCACCUCUACGAAGACCCUGCUUUCUCUUCGGCUGCCUCCCAGGCCUACCCCGCAGAUGGGGAUGGGGGCCUGGAUGCCUACGGCGGUGAGUUCCAGUUCUACUCGGAAGCUGCCGCCUCACACUGCCACAAAGUGGAGAGCUACAUCUCUCGCCUCGUCCGCCGCCGCAGCCAGCUGGUGAGGGGCAGCAAGCCCCGGACGAGCCUGGGCUCGGAGCCGCCUGCCAAGGGCGCCGUGGCCAGGCAAAACAGCCUGUGCAAGAGGCCCCUGGAGCUUCUCCCCCCGCCGGCUGAGCGCAAACACCCUCCGGCCGUGGAGAGGGGCAGCAGUACCCCUUCGCCCUGCGGCCAUGAAGGGGGCGCCGCCGCAGCCACGCGGAUCUGGUCCUCGUGGGAUGCCGCAGCCGAGAGGACGCUGGCGGCCAAAGCAGCCUCUGAGGACUACAGCCCGCCCCACGCCAGCCUCAAGAAGCCCCCCAAGCUGCAGGCCUUGGCCCAUAUGAGACCUCCGUCUGCUGACCAGUAUGAAGCAGCCUAUCCAUCGUCCCCGCUGUUGGAUAGAGACGAUGGAGUCGCCCCUAGUAGCAAUCAGGACCUGGGCUCCUAUGAGUCUGAGGACGGGGCCUGCCUCAUGGUCAAGGCUCACUACAUCCCAGCUCAGCAGCCUCCCCGGGCACAGCAGGCCCUGCGGCCUGGCAAAAAAAAGCCCCCUCCCCUGACCAAGGGGCGCUCUGUGGAACUGUCACCGGAGCGGGCCCCCUUGCUGCCCAGGGAGCGGCCGCGGGUGUCGGCACUCCCCAAGAAAUGCCGCUUCAGCGAGGAGGGCGGCGGUGAGGCCGCAGGGAGGAAAGGGGGCGGCCGGAAAAGCUCCCCCAGGUCAAGGAAGGCGGCUCGCUCGCAGUCGGAGAACAGCCUCCUCAACAAACCGGGGGUCAAGUAUGGCACGGCUGAGCGGGACGAGGCCGCCAGCAAGCCGGCCCGCCCGAGGCGGCCUCAUGGCAACGUGGCCAGCGGCUACCGCAAGUGGCGCUCGACGGCGGAGAUCUGCCAGGAGGAGGCCCCCGGCGGGAGCGCCGCCGAGCCAUGCCGGGGCCGUCAAGGGGCUGGGCCAGUGGGGUACAGCUAUGCUGGGAGCGACUCCGAAUGCUCAGCUGAACCGGCCCGGCAAGCGCCCAUGUGCCGCCUGGAGGAAGGCCUUGUUUACGGAGACAGCGAGUCGAGCCUGAGCGACGGGGACUCGCCUGCAGCCUACAGCAGCGGGGCGUCCAGCGACACGGACGAGAGCGGCGGCCUGGUGUGGCCACAGCAGCUCUCUCCUCAGCUCAUAUCAGCCUCCGGGCCGGGGAAGGCUGUGGGCGGGCAGCCCAAGGUCUUCGUCAAGAUCAAGGCCUCGCAUGCGCUGAAGAAGAAGAUCAUGCGCUUCCGCUCGGGCUCCCUCAAAGUCAUGACGACUGUGUGAAGGAGGACGGCCUUUCGUCCCUCUUUCGGCAGAAAGGUCUCCCUCGAAUGCACCCCACAUUCCCCCCAACAUCCGGUCCGGCUCCAGCCCUGGGACUGAGUGAUCUGCUUCACUUCUGUCCCUCAGGGAAAACCUGGGGAAGUUAACACUGCCUUUGAACAGAGUUUGGGGUGCCCAUGAUUCUUAACUCUCUUUUCCCAGCUGCACAAAAAAUCGCUAAAAUGGUUUCCCUCCCUCUCGCUCCCUCUGCUGUCACCCCUUUCUAAUCCCGUCCAUUUUUAAAAGAGAGGUAGUAUUUAUUAUGGUUUUUGUACAGUUAACUUCUCAGGAGUCCAGGUUUCUCGUUGCAAAACUCUCGAGUCUGCAUUGACACUGCCAAUCUUGUAUUCCUGUAAAGAUAUCCUUUCUCUCUGUGUAAAUAAAAUUCAGUGUUUUGUUUCUUGGGGGGUGUUUUUUUGUGGAUGAUGUCUUUUUGGUCAACAACUUGCCUGUAAAGGAGGAUUGCUUUAA
Molecule: messenger RNA, 2690 nt
Organism: Zootoca vivipara (common lizard)
Lineage: Eukaryota; Metazoa; Chordata; Lepidosauria; Squamata; Lacertidae
Gene: DACT3
Product: dishevelled binding antagonist of beta catenin 3
Biological process (GO): negative regulation of canonical Wnt signaling pathway
Cellular component (GO): cytoplasm
Source: RefSeq, a predicted model, not a curated record